CUUGAAAUCUAGGUUCCGUAUUUCAAAAUGAAAAAUAAAUUCCUAGAAGCAUAUAAUGAAAUUUCAUGCUGAAGGGCGGAAUUUUUAUUUGCGUGGCGUCAUUGUCUAGACAUAUUGGAAUUCUUCUAAAAAUCCUAAUAUCUGGUUGUGUAAAAACCAAAAAACGGAAAACAAUUGAGCAAACCAAUACUAUUCAAAUAUUCUUUCUCAAAUCUUUGUUAAGAAUUUCCCAAGAAAGAUGUUUAAUUGUUUUGUCAUGCGUGGUGCAACUGCAUUCUAAGCGCGAUGCUGCAUGAUAAAGAUAAGAAACGCGUCGGACUUAUAACAGAGGAAACCAUUUUUGGCUGGUUCACUUUCAGCAAGCUACGUUCACUGCACAGACAUAGCAGACUAUCGUGUCGACUCCUCUCCCCUAAAGUUUUCUAAACAAAGUAAGUGUAACUAACCAAGUAAAAUCGAGAAAAGAUACGUUAUGACUAGCGCAGUCAGACAAAAUGUUGUCGAUUCAGACGUUGAACUAGAUCGCAAAAAUGUGAUCGGUCAAAGUAGAAAAGCUAUCAUUUUUGGAGGCACUUUUGGAGGCCAAACUCAAGUGGUCAUAAAGCGUAUCAUGACUUCAGAUUUGCAUCCUUACUGGGAGAAGAUAACAGCUGGCGAGAGCUUCAACAAACUAGCAGCAUUACAUCAUCCGAACGUUCGGCAAGUUAUAGGCGUCUACGACGACGACAACUUUCGGUAUCACGUUAUGGAAUUGUGCGUCGCAAGUAUUUUUGAUUACUGUUGCGACACGUACAAAGGUGAAGUGCCUAGCCAGGGGGAUGGCAUUUUUCAGAUGAUCAGCGGAUUACAUUAUAUCCAUUCACAGGGAUUCAUUCAUCGUAGUAUCAAGCCGGAAAACGCCCUCAUUUCACCAUCGAUUCAGAUUAAAAUAUCAGAUUUCGGGUUGACGAUGCCCGUAUCCGCUAACGCUAGUUUCUCCAUGAGUAGUAGUCAAAGGACUUCACUCGAAAUGCAAGCACCUGAACUUCUUCAGAAUGAGGAAGAUAAUUCCAGUGUAGAGAAAAGUGAUGCCAGACAUAAUGUAGCCAGCGAUUCCUUCUCGCUCGGGUGUCUGUUGUACAGUUUUCUGACUAAAGGAGAUCAUCCAUUUCUCAGUGGAGGAUCCCGUCAUUUUGUCCCUCUUAACAUCAUCGAAGGGAAAUACAGCUUGGCUUCUUUAGGAGAACAACAUUUUGCUGUGGCCAUCAUCGAAAAAUUAAUCAAGAGAGAACCACAUGAAAGGAUGAAAUUGGAUGAGGCGUUGACAUUGCUAGAGCCGCAAAUUUCACGUGCUUAAAUUUUUCUUUCGUUGCUCGGUGUAUUUUGUUUCAGUAUUCACAAAUAUACUUUUUUGAAGGAAA
Messenger RNA from Daphnia magna, 1400 nucleotides. Its product is annotated as serine/threonine-protein kinase/endoribonuclease ire-1. Lineage: Eukaryota; Metazoa; Arthropoda; Branchiopoda; Diplostraca; Daphniidae. Gene Ontology annotation, molecular function: protein serine/threonine kinase activity; RNA endonuclease activity; ATP binding. The transcript is spliced from 3 exons. Gene Ontology annotation, biological process: intrinsic apoptotic signaling pathway in response to endoplasmic reticulum stress; IRE1-mediated unfolded protein response; protein phosphorylation. The coding region runs from base 473 to 1336 and encodes 287 amino acids. Gene Ontology annotation, cellular component: IRE1-TRAF2-ASK1 complex. The record is from RefSeq and is a predicted model, not a curated record.